AUGUCCUUACUCGACGACACGGACCUCGUGUCCCCCGAAAAACCCCAUUCCCCACAUAUGGCGACGACAACAUUGAAGGUAGACGGUAUGACCUGCGGUGCCUGCACCUCUGCCGUCGAGUCGGCGUUCAAAGGUGUUGAGGGUGCUGGCGCAAUCUCAGUUAGCCUCAUGAUGGGAAGAGCAGUGGUCCAUCACGAUCCCACAAAACUGCCAGCUGAUAAGGUUGCUGAAUUGAUUGAAGACCGCGGAUUUGACGCCGAAGUUCUCACGACAGACAUGCCGCAACCAACGAGCCCCCGACAUCAACCAAGCCUAAUUCCAGAAGAAGCAGGGGCCAAAGUUACAUCGACUACAAUUAAAGUUGAAGGCAUGACAUGCGGUGCAUGUACUUCCGCGAUCGAGGCUGGAUUUAAGGACGUUGCCGGUGUUAAGAACUUCAGCAUAUCACUGCUAGCCGGCCGCGCUGUCGUCCAGCAUGAUGCAAAUAUAAUUGACGCCGAUGCACUGGCUGAGAUAAUUGAAGAUCGAGGCUUUGACGCAACUGUGCUGGAAUCGAAAAUACAACACUCUGUCAAGCCGAAUUUGACGAUUGGAACCGACAACGAACCGACCUCGGGAACAUGGACAACGACGGUUGCCAUUGAAGGCAUGACCUGCGGUGCUUGCACCUCUUCGGUAGAAAGAGGCUUUAAAGACGUGGAAGGCCUUGUUAAAUUCAACAUAAGUCUUCUUGCCGAACGCGCUGUCAUUUCACACUCUCCUGCAAUCCUCCCUGCCGCAAAGAUCGUUGAAAUUAUUGAAGAUUCCGGGUUUGACGCAACAGUCAUUUCGUCCAACCCUGAAACCGCCCUCCAUGGUUCCACCCACGCCUCUACUCAGCUGAAGAUUUAUGGCCUUGCUGAUGGAAACGCUGCGACUGAGCUGGAGACAGCAUUGAGGUCUAAGCUCGGCGUCAAGAAUGCCGUCAUCAGCUUAUCUACUUCUCGAGCAACUAUCUCCUAUGAUUCCACUGUAAUUGGUCUCCGCGUUAUAGUGGGAACCAUCGAGGCAGCAGGCUAUAACGCUCUGGUUGCAGACUCCGAGGACAACAACGCGCAAAUUGAAUCAUUGGCCAAGACUAAAGAGAUCCAGGAGUGGAAGCGAGCUUUCAUAACCUCCUUGGCUUUUGCCAUCCCGGUUCUCCUGAUCAGCAUGAUCAUACCAAUGUUUCUGUCAUUUAUGGAUUUUACGUCCUUCAAAAUCAUACCAGGUCUGUUCCUAGGCGAUAUUAUCUGCUGUGCUUUAACCGUCCCUGUCCAAUUUGGCAUUGGAAAACGAUUUUACCACUCGGCCUUCAAGAGCUUGAAGCAUAAAUCUCCCACUAUGGAUGUUUUAGUGGUGUUGGGUACUUCGACGGCCUUUGUUUUCAGCUGUUUCGCGAUGAUCGUCGCUGUCCUGAUCCCUCCUCACAACAAACCAGGGACCAUAUUUGACACAAGCACAAUGCUGAUCACAUUCAUCACAUUGGGUAGAUGGCUUGAGAAUCGAGCCAAAGGACAAACAUCGAAGGCUCUAUCGGCCUUAAUGUCUCUCGCACCAAGCAUGGCAACCAUAUAUGAUGACCCUUUAUAUGCAGAAAAGCUGGCUGACAACUGGGUCACUCCCACAUCCCCGAUUUUGGAGAAAACACCGACAAAGAACUCGUUCCAGGAUCACCCCCCCGCGCCCUCUGGCACGUCGGGACCUUCAGCAGUGGAAAAAGUCAUUCCCACAGAACUCCUCGAAGUAGGUGACAUUGUUAUCCUUCGACCCGGUGACAAAAUCCCAGCCGAUGGGACGGUCACUCGUGGCGAGAGUUUCGUCGACGAGAGUAUGGUCACAGGCGAAGCCAUCCCGAUUCUAAAAAGGAAAGAUAGUCUGCUUAUCGCAGGAACUGUCAACGGAGCCGGCAAAAUUGACUUCAAGGUGACCCGUGCUGGUAAGGAUACUCAGUUGAGUCAGAUUGUGAAUCUUGUACAAGAAGCACAAACAAGUCGGGCACCUAUCCAGCGCAUGGCGGAUCUUGUAGCGGGCUACUUUGUCCCUGUGAUUAUCGUUCUGGGGUUGCUCACCUUCGUCGGCUGGUUUAUUCUAAGUCAUACCUUGUCCCACCCACCCGAGAUUUUCCUCAAGGCCCAGAGUGGUGGGAAAUUUAUGGUUUGUCUGAAGCUGUGCAUCUCCGUCAUCGUCUUCGCUUGCCCUUGUGCGCUGGGCCUUGCCACACCCACUGCCGUAAUGGUAGGAACAGGCGUAGCAUCUCAACACGGCAUUUUGGUAAAAGGUGGUGCUGCCCUUGAAAUCGCUACUCGAAUCACUCAUAUUGUUUUUGACAAGACGGGCACUCUGACUUUUGGCAAACUCAAAGUUGCCGACACAAGAUUAGAAUCCAAGUGGAAUUCAAACGAGGAGCAAAGGAGUCUCUGGUGGACACUAGUUGGACUUGCCGAAGCAGGUUCCGAGCAUCCAAUUGCCAGAUCCAUUCUUGUUGCGGCAAAAUCAUACUUGAAGCUUGAUGAUGAUGCAGCACUUCCUGGUCAUGUUGGGACUUUCGGAGUGAGCGUUGGCCAGGGUAUUUCUGCUGUUGUCGAGUUGGAAGCAUCGGGCACUAAAAGUACUCGAUACAAGGUCCACGUCGGAAAUGCAGCAUUCCUCCAUGCCAAGCAUAUUGAAAUACCAUCGGAUGUCGAGCAGGCAGUCAACUCUGCCUUAUCUCCGAUCACUAGGAUGAAGUCGAAAACUGGUAUAACGACUAUCUACACCGCGAUCAACAACGAAUAUGCUGGUAUACUCGACCUCUCCGACACCUUAAAACCUACUGCCCCUGCAGCGAUUACAGCACUGCAUAGGAUGGGAAUCAGUACCUCUCUCAUUACUGGUGACACGUACAACACUGCUUUAAGCAUCGGCACACUCGUUGGAAUACCGAAAGAUUCCAUCCACGCCGCAGUCUCACCAGGUGACAAACAGAAUAUUGUGGCCGAGCUACAGGCUCAAGGCGAGGUUGUUGCCAUGGUCGGUGAUGGUAUCAAUGACUCGCCCGCCCUUGCUACUGCUGACAUCGGUAUGGGUCUGGUGUCUGGCUCAGACAUUGCGGUUGAGGCGGCCGAUAUUGUCAUUAUGCGGUCUGACGAUCUUCUCAACAUACCCACCGCUCUUCACCUCUGCCGCGUCUUCUUCCGUCGCAUCAAAAUGAAUCUUAUCUGGGCUUGCGCCUACAAUGUCAUCGGACUACCAUUCGCAAUGGGCAUCUUCCUCCCUCUCGGCUAUCACAUGCCUCCGUUGAUGAGUGCAACAGCAAUGAUGUUCAGCAGUAUUUCCGUAACCUUGUCAAGCCUUGCACUGAAGUGGGCCGGAAGACCUAAGUGGUUAACGGUGGAGGCAAUGGAAAUGGAGAGCAGUGACAUCGCCGUACCCGUUCGCGGAAACAGAAGGAGACUUGGCGUUAUUGCUAAAACUAGAGCAACGAUCCUAGGGUUGUGGGACACUACAGCUACGCUCAGGGAUGGAAAAGGCUGGCGCAGUCGAAAGGGCCAGGAAGCUAAUAGAGGCAGCUAUGUCCCGCUACACAACGUCGACGAAGCUGUAUAG
Exophiala aquamarina CBS 119918 is the source of this 3606-nucleotide messenger RNA. Its product is annotated as Cu2+-exporting ATPase. Gene Ontology annotation, cellular component: membrane. Bases 1 to 3606 code for a protein of 1201 amino acids. The transcript has a single exon. Lineage: Eukaryota; Fungi; Ascomycota; Eurotiomycetes; Chaetothyriales; Herpotrichiellaceae. The record is from RefSeq and is a predicted model, not a curated record. Gene Ontology annotation, molecular function: P-type divalent copper transporter activity; ATP hydrolysis activity; copper ion binding. Gene Ontology annotation, biological process: copper ion homeostasis; monoatomic cation transport.